Molecule: messenger RNA, 309 nt
Organism: Fraxinus pennsylvanica
Lineage: Eukaryota; Viridiplantae; Streptophyta; Magnoliopsida; Lamiales; Oleaceae
Source: the annotation of a GenBank genome assembly
AUGCAAUGGCACUAUUUAUGGAGCAAUGUCCUGACGAACUACGUACUCCUGGCGGUUGUAAUAACCCGUGCACAGUUUUUAACACCAACGAAUAUUGUUGCACCGAAGGACCUGGAACUUGUGGCCCGACAACAUUUUCGAGGUUCUUUAAGGAUAGGUGCCCGGAUACCUAUAGCUACCCGCUGGACGAUCAGACAAGCCUGUUCACUUGCUCUGCUGGUACCAACUACCGUGUUGUCUUCUGCCCGUGAUCAAGCUCUUAAAUUUGCUGUAGAAGUGUGGUGCACAAGUAGUGUUGUUCAACAUUAA